Molecule: messenger RNA, 1897 nt
Organism: Amphiprion ocellaris (clown anemonefish)
Lineage: Eukaryota; Metazoa; Chordata; Actinopteri; Pomacentridae
Product: G-protein-signaling modulator 1
Exons: 6
Coding region: 257-1291 (344 amino acids)
Biological process (GO): regulation of inflammatory response
Molecular function (GO): GTPase regulator activity; protein binding
Source: RefSeq, a predicted model, not a curated record
CAUUGCCCGUCAGAGGCUGCUGCUGCAACAUCUUCAGCGACGCACAGUGGCGACGACUGCUGCCCAACUGCGCUCACAGAGACAACACGGCUUGAUCCGAGGCAUCGAGCAGAGCAGGGGCCCCUAGCGACUGUCAGGACAAGAUAUUGACAAGAGAAGUGGCAAGUCAAAAAUGCUGCGUUCAGUCUGGAGUGACUUCAAAAGAUGAUGUUUUGAGGAGACAAAAGUCCGACAAAUAAAGGGUUUGACUCGAUUAAUGGAUCACACAGAGACCAAAGUUGAAAUGGCUGAAGAGGAGCUGCUGGAGUCUCUCGUCAUCACUGAAGACCGAGACACGACUGAAACUGACGCUGAGAAAGAGGCAGCGAGCUGCUCAAAUGCCGUCGUACAGAGCUGUAGUGAAGAAUCUGCUCCCAAAGAGAAAGAGAAACAGACAGGAGAGUAUGAUAAUCCAGAAGAUACAGCAAGUAAAUUAAAUUUAAAAGAGCAAAGCUUGGUGAAACAAAAGAACAUGGAGGAAGACAAUACCAAAGAGGAUAAACCAGAGGACACAAAUGAUGGACAGAACAGAGAUGAUAAUGAGGGUGAAGUGCAGACACAUGAAGUCAUGAUGAUUAAAGAAAAAACAGAGAGACCCAGUGACACAGAGGAUGAAAAUGUCACAGAAAAUGACCCUCAAGUGGACACAAGGAGGUUAAACUCUUCUGAGGAACAACCUGAAGGGGGGCUGAACCAAGAGGAGGAUCCAAAAAAGGCUCACCGGUUAACCCCUGACUUUCCAGAGGCGCUGUACGAGCUGCUGUGCACCCUUCAGGAGGGGCGACGGCUCAAUGAUCAACGCUGCUCCUUCAGGAUGGAGAGCGGGAUGAGGCGGAGGAGGUGCCACUCCGAGCCCAACACCACCAAACCAGCCAACAGAGUCGUCUUUUCCUCCAUGACUUCGCUGCAGAAAGAGGAGUUUUUUGAGCUGGUGGCCACUGCACAGGCCCGCCGGCUGGAUGAUCAGAGGGCGCAGCUCGAAAGGUCUCCACCACCAAAACCAAAAGCCAGAAGUUUCAGAGGCAGCAUAAAACAACUCUCUUUUGUGAAAAAGCCUGUGCCAGUUCCUGUGCCUAAAGAGGAUCUCUAUAAUAUGAUUCUCACCACACAAGCCCAGGGCCGGCUGGAGGACCAGCGCAGCAGGGCUCCAGGGCCCAUGGAUGACGAGGACUUCUUCUCCCUCCUCCUGAGGGUUCAGGGGGGACGCAUGGACGAGCAGAGGACUGAACUACCACGCUUGCUGCAAACCUGAGAUGGAAAAACAAGAAACUGUGGGGGCUACUGUUGGAGCCAGCCAGUAUUGUUGCCUUUUUGCUAUAACUUCCUAUUUGUUGUUUAGGGAACUGUCAUCCAUUUUGAUAGUGUUGAUCAGUGUUAAAGUUGUAGCAAAAACGCUAAUGUUUGAGCAACAGAGCUUUUAAUGUGACUUAAGGGGCGUUCCUGAAGAGAAGUUUACUUCCAGUUAGGCUUUAUUUUUCCUAGUGAAUAGGAUUAGUAGAUAUGCUUUGUUACUGGGAAAUCUUGUAUUUUAUUGAAUUAUUUUAUUUGCAAUGAGCUGUUGAAGGGUUGCAGUGUGUGUGCAGGUUCUUAAUGUGGAGGAGGCGGUCUGCUGAUCUCUGUUGUUCUCCUUAUCUGAGCAGUAGAUAUAGUGAUUAAACAUGGCGGGGCAUUAGUGGUAAGGAGGCAAUAGCUCCAAAGCCACAUAGUGCUUGACUGUAUGCAGGUAAUAAUUCUCCUCCAUGAAAUAAACCAAAUGUGCAGUUGAGAAAUAUGGCUUUAUCAGUUUGUCCAAAAUACCACUGGACAAAAGGAACAUUUACAAGAAUGAAUAAACCUGUUCUGUUGCCCUCAUCAUUAA